GUCCCUUUAGAUUUCGCACUACCAAUCCAAGUGCCAUUGCCUUAAGCCCUGAUUCAUUUCCCUUUUUUCCCUCUUGGUUCUUCCCUCGAUGUUCGAGGCUUACGAUAGUGGCCAAAAAAAAAGUCUUGGCGCCGUCCCACCACAGAGUCGCGACAAGGUUACCUACUAUGCUCUGUAUAAUUACCGGCUAGGGCGAUCUUGUCUCAAAAGACAUACGUAAAGAGGGGGAAAUAAAUCUGAAUGUCGCCCGUACUUGUACCUGGUGAUGGCGCCACCCGGCCUGUGGCUGCGGGAGCGCAUGCCGACGAAGCCGGCACCCAGGGUAGGCCGUCAAACAGCGACGGCGUGUCAAAUGGCGACGCCAUGGAGGACAUGGAGAAAUCCUCCGACGAGGACUAUGACGGCCAUCGCCUAAGCUUGGCCGAGAUUCGUCGCAUAACCUCCUCCCGAGGCACAGGCUCCAGCAUCCAUCGUCGCCCCUCCGUUGCGACAGCCACGGAUGGAGCUGCCCUCGGCGCCGCCGGCCGAUCCACCGGCAUCGCCGGCACAAUCUCCCGCCGCGAGUCCAUCAUUUCGCGCAUCCGCUCGCGCGCCGUCCCCGAAUUCACCCACCCGCUGGCCCACCAGCGCACAGGUCCCGAACUGCUCGUCGACUUCGACGGCGCCGACGACCCGUACCGCCCGGUCAACUGGCCGACGCGCAAGAAGAUCGCGACGACCAUGGCCUACGGCUUCGUUACCAUGUCCGCGACGUGGGCCUCCUCCUCGUACUCGGCGGGCACCGCGCAAGUCGCUUCCGAGUUUCACGUGGGGACCCAGGUGGCCACAUUGGGCACGACGCUCUUCCUGCUUGGGUUCGGGACGGGCCCUUUGCUGUGGGCGCCGCUUAGUGAGGUGUAUGGCCGUCGGUCAGCUGUGCUGGUGCCCAUGUUUGUGGCUAUCUGUUUCAGUUUUGGGAGCGCCACGGCCAAGGACUUCCAGACGCUCAUGAUCACACGCUUCUUUGGCGCCUUCUUUGCCUCGGCGCCCGUCACCAACACGGGCGGCGUGCUGGGCGACUUGUACACACCCGCUUGGAGGGGCAUAGCCAUGGCUGGAUAUGCGAUGGCUGUUGUCGCCGGGCCGGCUAUAGGCCCCAUCGUCUCAGCCGCGCUCGUCCAAGACCCCUCUCUCGGUUGGCGCUGGACCGAGUACCUAACCGGCAUAAUCCAAGCCUUCAUACUCGUCGUCGCCGUCAUCGUCACUGACGAGAGCUACCCCCCCAAGCUCCUCAUCUACAAGGCCCGCAAACUGCGCCACGAGACCGGCAACUGGGGGCUCCACACCAAGUUCGAGGAAUGGGACGUCAGCAUCGUCGAGCUGACCAAAAAGUUCAUCAUCCGACCCGUCCAGCUCCUCUGCACACCCAUCUGCUUCCUGGUAGCGCUGUACGCCAGCUUCUGCUACGGCAUCCUGUACAUGCAGCUGGGCGCUAUCCCCAUCAUCUUCGGCGAGGUGCGGCACUGGGGUACCCUCGUCGCCGAGCUGCCCUUCCUGUGCAUCAUCAUCGGCGCCACGCUAGGCGCCCUGAUCAACGUAUACAACCAGACGCUGUACAACAAGGCCUACCAUCUCGCCGGCGACCGCGCCGUGCCCGAGAAGCGGCUGCCGCCCAUGAUGGUAGGCUCCGUGCUCUUCAGCGGCGGGCAGUUCAUGACAGGCUGGACCUCCGGGGAAAAUAUCCACUGGGUCGUGCCGUGCAUAGGCCUCGUGCUGCAGGGCACAGGGUUCUUCACCAUCUUCCAGGCGGCGCUGAAUUACCUCGUCGAUACCUUCACCCAGUACGCCGCGUCAGCCAUCGCGGCCAACACUUUCCUGCGGUCCAUGUUCGCUGCGGCUUUCCCGCUCACCGUGACGCCCAUGUUCCACAACAUCGGCGUCGGCCCUGGGUUGAGCAUCACGGGUGGCUUUGCGGCUUUGCUGAUCCCCGUACCAUACAUUUUCUACAUCUACGGGAAACGUAUCAGGGCCCGGUCGAAAUGGUCUAGCGGAUCUGUUCAUUAGACCUCUCUAUUUUUAUGUUCUCUCUAAUAGGUCUCGGCUCUCUUUGGCCGACUACACAUAUUAUGUAAAUCGCCUAGAAGGACUCGAGCACACCAACACCUGUCCCCAAGUCCCUCUCGAUAUGUGCGUAACUUAGACAUGUAAAGGGUGAGGAUAAGUUACCGUUGCCGUGCCAGUGCAGCAGCCACUCCUCUCCGAUUACCUCCAACACAGCGGACCACAAGGUGUAGAUAUCUUGGCCUGCGUCC
Messenger RNA from Phialemonium atrogriseum, 2291 nucleotides. RefSeq names its product MFS general substrate transporter. Gene Ontology annotation, molecular function: transmembrane transporter activity. Lineage: Eukaryota; Fungi; Ascomycota; Sordariomycetes; Cephalothecales; Cephalothecaceae. Bases 241 to 2043 code for a protein of 600 amino acids. Gene Ontology annotation, biological process: transmembrane transport. The record is from RefSeq and is a predicted model, not a curated record. Gene Ontology annotation, cellular component: plasma membrane. The transcript has 2 exons.